Messenger RNA from Lathyrus sativus (Indian pea), 2136 nucleotides. Lineage: Eukaryota; Viridiplantae; Streptophyta; Magnoliopsida; Fabales; Fabaceae. The record is from the annotation of a GenBank genome assembly.
AUGAUCUUUGCUAAAAUCGCUUCCUUCUACUCACAAUCCUCACUUUCUUCUACUCCCCCAAACUACAAUCUCAGAAUCUCUUCCUCUCUUCAGGAUUUCUCUUCUUAUUCCCAUUUGAAGCAGCCCCUUGAAUCAGUAACAACAACCAUACCAACCACUUCUCGGAAGAAAUGCAUCAAAGCAAUCAGGCUUGUAGUUUUACUCACACUGUUUCUUUUGCUCACAUACUUGCUUUUUAUGUUUGCUUUCUCUUUUUGGAAUAUUGGGUCUGGUAAAUACUAUGUUGUGCUUGAUUGUGGAAGUACCGGAACUCGUGUUUAUGUGUAUAAUGCUAACAUUCAAUAUAAGAGACAUAGUAGUCUUCCUAUAGUAAUUAAGUCAUUGAGAGAUGGCUUGCAUAAGAAGAAGCCUACUGGUCGCGCUUACGAUCGAAUGGAAACUGAACCUGGGAUUGAUAAGUUGGUUUAUAAUGUGUCGGGUUUGAGAAGUGCUUUGAAACCAUUAGUUAGGUGGGCGAAGAAGCAGAUACCGGUUCAUGCUCAUAAGAGUACUUCUGUGUUCCUUUAUGCUACUGCUGGUGUAAGGAAACUUCCUAGGAAGGAGUCUAAGUGGUUGUUAGAUCAUGCUUGGUCUGUGAUCAAGGACUCUCCCUUUAUGUGUAAGAAGGAUUGGAUUAAGAUUAUUUCUGGUACCGAGGAAGCUUAUUUUGGGUGGAUUUCGCUUAAUUAUCAUAGUGGUAUUUUGGGUGUUAAUCCUAGGAAGGCGACUUAUGGUGCACUUGACUUGGGGGGAUCGUCUUUGCAGGUUACUUUUGAGAGUGAUCAACAAAUUAAUAGUGAAACUAGUUUGUAUGUUAGGAUUGGAUCGGUGAAUCAUCAUCUUACUGCCUAUUCUCUUGAGGGUUAUGGUCUCAAUGAGGCGUUUGGGAAGUCUGUGGUGCAUUUGUUUAAGAAAGAGUUUGGAUCAUUAGCCAAUGCAGAAAAGGCUGGUAGAGAUAUAGAGCUCAAGCAUCCUUGUUUGCAGUCUGGAUACAAGGAUCAGUACGUGUGCUCUCGUUGUGACAAAAUUGGAAGUAUUGGUGAUGAGAAACACUUGAGUAAGCAAGGAAGGUCGGGAACUCCGUUAGUGCUUGUUGGUGCUCCUAAUUGGCAACAAUGCAGUGCACUUGCGAAAGUUGUCGUCAAUUUGUCUGAAUGGUCCAAUCUCAGUCCAGGACUUGAUUGCGGAGUGACGCCUUGUGCUUUGCGAGAUAAUCUCCCUCGUCCGUAUGGCCACUUUUAUGUGAUUUCUGGAUUUUAUGUUGUAUAUCGGUUUUUCAACUUGACUUCUGAUGCCACACUUGAUGAUGUGUUGAAAAAGAGUGAAGAAUUUUGUGAGAAAAGAUGGGAUGUUGCCAAGGAAAGUGUUGUGCCUCAGCCCUUUAUUGAGCAGUACUGCUUCAGGGCACCAUACAUUACUUCACUGCUAAGAGAAGGUUUGCGCAUUAAUGAUAACCAAAUUUCUGUUGGAUCUGGCAGCAUCACUUGGACACUUGGGGUUGCCUUGUUAGAAGCUGGGAGGGCAUAUUCCACUGGAUUCGGCCUUCGUAACUUUGAAUUGUUCCAGAUGAAAAUAAAUCCCCUUGUUCUUGUUGCCAUUCUAUUGUUUUCUUUUAUUGUCCUUCUUUGCGCUUUAUCAUUAGUUGGCAAUUCGAAUUGGAUGCCAAGGUUUUUCCGGAGGCAAUAUCUUCCGAUGUUCAGGCAUGACACUGUUUCCGGUGCUUCUGUUCUUAAUAUUCCAUCUCCUUUUAGGUUUCAACGAUGGAGUCCAAUGAGAUCGGUGGAUGAAAGAAUAAAGAUGCCGCUCAGCCCAACAGUUGCAAGUUCAAGUGGAAGCCCAUUUGGCCUGGGGCGUGGUUUCGGUUAUAACAAUGGUGGCAUCCAGCUUGUUGGGUCUUCUUUGUACCCAUCAUCUAGUGGCGUCUCACAUAGUUAUUCUUCAAAUAGUUUAGGACAGAUGCAGUUUGACAGCAGCGGUAGUAAUAUGGGUGCCUUCUGGCCUCCCAAUAGAAGUCAGAUGCGUCUGCAGAGUAGAAGAUCACAGUCUCGAGAAGACCUGAGUUCCUCAGUGGCUGAAGCGCACCUGGUGAAGGGUUAA